AUGAAUAUGAGAAUGAAAUUCUCGAAUGCAGAGCUCCAGGCCCGUGUGGAGCAGGUGAUGCGGAAAUGGAUCCAGAAGGAUGAUAUCGAAACCGAUCAGAUUACGGAAGGUUCGAUCCCCGGGGCUUGUGUUUUCGUCAAAGCGGGUGAUAAUGAAGCUCAGUACUGUGCUGGCUGGUCUUUGAGAUACAGUGAUGCGGAGGGUCACAAUUUGGACAAGAAGGACUGGAUUCCAAUGGCCCCAGACAAGAUCUUUGAUCUUGCUUCCAUCACCAAGAUCUGGACUACGCUGUGUUUUUUCAUCCUGCAAAAGGAGCACAAUAUCUCGAUCGAGACUCCCGUCUACGAGAUUCUGCCAGGGUUCCUCGAAAACAACGAGGAGUCUGUCUUUGACAAGAAAACCGUCUUAAUAAGACAUAUCAUGGCACACAUGAGUGGAUUUCACCCGGAACCAACUCCGCUGCUUGAUUCUCCCGAGAUGUGCUGUCUCCCUGUCUCAGAACUCCGGAAAAGCGUUAUCUCCAACUCGUUGGUGACAGAACCAGGAACCCACGGUAUCUACAGUGACGUCAACUAUUUGCUUAUGGGGUUUAUCAUUGAAACCGUUUCUGGCACAUCGUUAGACAAGUACAUGAACGAGAAGUUGAUUGUACCAAUGGGACUUCAAGAUUCUGGGUUCAAUGUGGGGAAAGACAAGUUUGCGCGAGUCGUUGCCAACGAGUAUAGCAAGCCAGAGAGGGUAUUAGGAAGGCCACAACCAAUUCGCGGGACGGUUCACGACGAGAAGGGUCAUUUGUUCAAUGGAGUGGCCGGUCAUGCUGGAAUGUACUCUACUCUCGAGGAUAUGAAGGAGUUCUGUGAACUGUUACUAAAUAAGGGUUUCUACAAUGGCAAACAGAUCGUUGAUGCGGAUCUUCUGGAGAACGGCCUCAAGUGCUACACCAGCCAUCUUCCCGGUUACAAACGGGGUCUUGGUUUCGAGCUGGAUAGCCACUUCACUAUGGGGAAGGAAUUUUGUGCUUUACCUGGAAUCGCAUAUGGUCACACUGGGUUUACGGGUACCUCCUUCGUUAUCAACAACGCUACCAGAUCUUAUGUGAUUCUUCUGACCAAUAGGACGCAUCCCAACAGGGACAUUAGCGGAUCGUGUAAUCCUGCAAGAGUGGAGUUUGCAGACCUGGCUGCUGAAGUUGCACGGUCAGAGUGA
Kuraishia capsulata CBS 1993 is the source of this 1206-nucleotide messenger RNA. RefSeq lists its product as uncharacterized. The record is from RefSeq and is a predicted model, not a curated record. NCBI's taxonomy places the organism in Eukaryota, Fungi, Ascomycota, Pichiomycetes, Pichiales, Pichiaceae. The coding region runs from base 1 to 1206 and encodes 401 amino acids. The transcript has 2 exons.